This is a messenger RNA of Miscanthus lutarioriparius, 621 nucleotides long. NCBI's taxonomy places the organism in Eukaryota, Viridiplantae, Streptophyta, Magnoliopsida, Poales, Poaceae. The record is from the annotation of a GenBank genome assembly.
AUGGAGAUCCCACUGGUGAGUGGCAACGUCACCAAGCGCGCUCGUGAAAUGGCUCGAAUUUUGGGAUCUGAAUUUCCUGCCGCUGCUAUUGCCCUUAAGGGCAUCAUGAAAGAGGCUGAGUCGGCGAUUGGUUUGCUGAGGGGAGAUCAAGAGAAAAACAAUGCAAAGAUAGCCUGCACCGAUCGUGUCCGGCAUUGUACCUUGUUAAUUAUGUUGGAGUUGUGUGAUGAAUGUUCUGCCGUUCCAGAGCCUACUGUGUGUGACAUUACUGGAGAUUUGAAUUCCAAUGAAUCAGAUAAUAAACUGGCUGAUAAUGGCAAUCAUGAGGAAAGGGGCAAUGUAAGUGAAAAUAAGAACUCCAAGAAGGAACUAGCAAGAAAUGAGAUGGAUGAAAGCAAUAGGACAGAUGAAAAUCAGCAAGGGCCUUUUUUGAAGGCUGGUACAGAAAAACAAGUUGACCUGGUGGGAAGCAGCAAUAAUGAGGGCUAUAGUUCCACUUCUAAGAAGCUGAAAGAUGUGUUGAAAGAUCAGCACAGUCCCCUGGUUGGAAAAGCUCGUGGGCACAAAAAGGUUUGUCUCUGUGAGUUUGAGCAUCCUGGCAUACUCUUUUGCUCUGCCUAA